GACGUCUCUUUAAGAUCUUUCUUGACUGUCCGCGACCAUGGCUAGGAAAAGAUUUCCACCUAAUGACCAGGGCAGAGUUACCAUGCAAAGGCUCGCGUCUCGUAUCUGCCCAGUUUGAAGCGAAAACGGAUAUUUAAUACGACGAAUGCUGGUUUGACGGCUCAAGCGAGAGAAAAAAGACUCUGGUGCUGAUCAUUCACGUACUUUUACGCGGGACUCGCGAUGCCGAAAUGACGCACCUUGAGUUGUUUUAGUUGCAGCUUUUUUCUUUUACAUUUUACGCGUGGUAUAAUGCCACGAGAUUCAAGUGCCUUAUUUACACAUUUCUUUGUUUUUUGGGUGGAAUAUUUGCGUCAUUUGUUAAAAGAGAAGUUGCAUCGGUGAGAGGAAACGGAUUUUUAAACCAGCGGUUACGUUAGUUUGUUUUUCUUUUAGAAGUAGCUGCGCCUCACUCGCGCUCCGUCGAUGACUCUUGACAACCUAAAACAUUCCGCGAUACUCACAACCUUAUUUAAAAUGGCUGACGAUUAUGAUUUAAUAGGUGCUUCGGAGUUUAUUAAAGAUCGACUCUAUUUUGCAACCUUAAGGAGUAAGCCGAAAAGCACUGCAAAUACGCAUUACUUUAGCACGGAUGAGGAGUUUGUGUACGAAAACUUUUAUGCUGAUUUUGGACCCCUCAACCUUGCAAUGCUGUACAGAUACUGCUGUAAACUCAGCAAAAAGCUCAAGUCAUUUACACUGACCAGAAAGAGGAUUGUUCACUACACCAGCUUUGACCAGCGCAAAAGGGCUAACGCUGCUGUGCUUAUCGGUGCUUAUGCUGUUAUUUACCUGAAGAAAACACCAGAGGAAGCCUACAGAGCACUGAUUUCAGGCUCCAAUGCCUCAUAUCUUCCCUUCAGGGAUGCUUCAUUUGGGAAUUGCACAUACAAUCUGACGGUUCUUGACUCCUUGCAAGGCAUUAGGAAGGCCCUUCAGCACGGAUUCUUGAACUUCGAGACGUUCGACGUGAAUGAGUAUGAGCAUUAUGAGCGUGUCGAGAAUGGAGAUCUGAACUGGAUUGUCCCGGGCAAACUUCUUGCUUUCAGCGGUCCACAUCCGAAAAGUAAAAUUGAGAAUGGUUAUCCUCUGCAUGCCCCCGAAGCUUAUUUUCCAUAUUUCCGCAAGCACAACAUCACCACCAUAGUGCGCCUCAACAAGAAGAUCUACGAAUCCAAGCGCUUCACAGAUGCUGGUUUCGACCAUUACGAUCUGUUCUUCGUGGACGGAAGCACACCCAGUGACGUCAUCACCCGCCGCUUCCUGCACAUUUGCGAGAGCACAGAUGGAGCGGUGGCCGUGCACUGCAAGGCGGGUUUAGGCCGGACGGGGACUCUGAUUGGCUGCUACCUAAUGAAGCACUACCGUUUCACAGCUGCUGAAGCCAUCGCUUGGAUCCGUGUCUGCAGACCCGGCUCUGUUAUUGGACCCCAGCAGCAUUACCUAGAAGAGAAGCAGGCGAGUCUCUGGGCUCAUGGAGACAUUCACCGGUCCAAGCAGCGGCAGUAUGAGGACAGAUCCGUGCCUCACCUUAUCUCUAGUAUUGACAACCUCUCCAUCAGCACCUCCAUCUUUAAAUCCCACAGCUUGGACCGUAUGGAGGAGAAUGAUUACACUGAGAACGAUCUCGGUAUGACACAAGGAGACAAACUGCGUGCCUUAAAGGGUCGACGGCAGCCGAGGUCUGCAACUGCUGGAGCCAUAAGACUCGAGGACAUGAAGAUGCACACCAAGUCUCCAUCUCAGCCUCUCGGCCGCAUGAAACCCACAGCCACUGUCCAGGGUUCCAUCUCCCCCCUAAAAUCCUCCAAAGUCCCACCAUCCUCCUCCGUCUCCGUCUCAGCCUCUGCCAAGCGCAUUGGUCGCUCUUCAUCUUCAUCAACCAACCUCAAGAGCACCAGGUUAGCCAGCUCUUUGGGCAACCUGUACGAACCAAAUGGCGAAGCAAACGGCUCUGGGAAACCACCUUCCCCUUCCUCGUUCACUUCCCACCCCGUCCGCACGGGCUACAGCAGCCCGAUCGCCCCACACAAUUACCACUACGAGGUCAACAACAACAACAAUCAGUAUAACACCACCAGCACCCCGAACACCAACGGGGUGAGCCCGAGCAGCGGGGCAAAAAGUGUGACCUACAACCUCAACCACACCGGCUUGAGCGGACCUUCCACCAAUGGAAGGCUGGGGGCCAGUGAACAGGGGCACCACAGAAGCCCCGCGACAGGGCUGAGCGGGCUCUCUGCACGCUACCUCAGCCGGUCCAUUCCCUCCCUUCAGUCUGAGUAUGUUCAGUACUAAAGCCGCCACUUUCCGCUAACCCCCGUCCCGCUCUGCUCGCCUGGUUCCGACUCAUGACGCCUUCACUGUGACCACCAAUUCGAUGGCUUCUUGUCGCAAAGGGGAACGAGGCCGAACGGAGAUGCUUUUGAAACCGAACGGCUCAUGGUAAUGAUAUGUCCUGCUAUGACAGACUGAUCUGGAAUCUGCUGCAUGCUGUUAAAAAAACACGAACUUGCCUUGGCCAUCCUUUCAAACCAUCUCUUCUUUUUUUUAUUAUUAUUAUUUUUUUUUUUAGAUACUCUCCUUGUAUGAAUAUACAUAAUUGUACUGAAAAAUAUUUUUAGAUGAAGAAUUUUGUACUUUUGUUUGGUCCUGUUUUAUCUAUGAUUCUUAUGCUCAGCGACAAGUUUCGUUGGAUAUAUUUGUGUCUUUGGAUUAGGGAAUUUGUUCUGACGUAAAUAUCACGUUUUUGUCUCCUGAGUGUACUUACUGAGUAACAUAUCAAGUGCGAGGGCUAUAUUUGAAAGGUGCAAAAUGGUUCGCCAGCCACGUGUCGUCUUCAAAGGGAUUUUUGGCCAGCGAAAGGGAUAAAGAGUGUGUGUUUUCUUUAUUUGGGGUCUAAGGUUGGCUUGUCUCCAAGCAACGGCGGACGGCUAAUGAGACAACAACCAAUUUGCAAGCAAACUUAUUUUUCUUUGGAAAAUGAAGGGCUUUGUUUGUUCAGUAUGAGAAACAGGAUGGACUCCUUGUCUUUUUUUUUCCCAUUGUGACAUCAUAAUGUGUGUUAUUAUUAUCAAACUAAUUGAGAUCUGAGCUCUCACUGUUUUCAAGGGCUGUUGAAAACACAAGCACCGACACUUCAUCUUUCACCAGCACCUCUGAAAUAUAAUAAUAUCUCAGUAUAUACGAGUGAGUUACGAGUUUCUGGCUGCUGGUUUUAACAUGCACCAUUUUUGCAUGAAGUAGCGCAAACCGCUUAAAAUAUAUAUUAUUAACGAUAAUAACGAAUACUCACUCGCAAGUUGCAACUUUCUAUUAUAAUAGAGGAGCUUAUGGGCGAUGAUAUGUAUAACAAAAACCUUUAUGUUAUUGCACAUAAUGAAUGUACAAACUAAUCCAGAAAUGUAUCCAUCAAGGGUUGUGUCUAUUAAUUCAGUUAUUUUAGGAUGUUUACAAUCAAGUGCAAAUUAUUUAUCGUACAGUGUUCUUAUAGGUUUACCAGCAGGGUUUAAGCUAAAACCUUUUGAUUAUUUACACAAAAAUGAUAAUACGGUCAUCUCAUGACGUUCCAAACUUGACUUUAUUUCUUCCGUGAAACACAAAAUAUGAUUUUUUUUGCUCAAUGCACAGAGCUCUUUUCAAGGACUAGGCAAAACACCAUAAAAGUGGUAAUUAUGAAGUCAUACGAUCGCUUUGUGUCAUUAUAAUAAAUUAUAAGCCUUCUCUUCUGCCGAAACGGUCAAAUCUCAUUCAGUUCAAGAGUUCCUCGUGAAAACGUGUUGCUCCAGAUUUUAUGGAAAUUAGAUAAAACGUUUACAAUCAUGAUGUCAGAUCUGACGUGACAGUUAGUGAAUGACAUUUAAGAGCUUCAGUAAAGAGGCAGCUUUUCUACAAAUUAUGAUUAUUUUGGUUUGUAAACAUGCUUUCUGUAAACUUUGGUAUCGUAUUUCUUCUGACUACUUUUUAUGGUGUACUUUUAGACCUCAAAAUGCCCACAUUUUCAUUUAACGGAAAAGAGCGGCUUGAACAUUCUGCCGAAUAUCAUCUUUUUUGUUCCACAGAGGAAAGUAAAUAGUACAGGUUGAUGAUAAAUGAUAACAAUUUUAAUUUGGUGUUAAACUAAACCCAUAUGUUUCUAUUUGAACAAAUACUUCAGUACAAGCUUAUGCAAUUAUAACUUGAUUGACUGUUGUGUAUAUGUAUCUUUUAGCCCUCUACAUUCCAGAUGGUGUUAUGUGUAUAUACUUUUGGGAGAAUCUUUUUUGAUUGAAGUAUUCUACCUCUUUGACAUAUACAUGAUAUAACUACUCUUGCUUAUGAAAAAAAGUAUAUAUAUAUAUUUUUGGAGCAGUGUGUAAAGAAAAUUUAACAAUGUUAGAGCAGUGUUUGCUAUUCACGAACAUACUAAAUGGACAUUAAAAUACAAUUUAGUGGGUUGUACAUUAUUCUUUUACAAUGUAAACACGACUUCGAAGACCAAAAUAAAACAUUAAUUUUGCUUUA
Molecule: messenger RNA, 4542 nt
Organism: Pimephales promelas (fathead minnow)
Lineage: Eukaryota; Metazoa; Chordata; Actinopteri; Cypriniformes; Leuciscidae
Gene: cdc14ab
Product: cell division cycle 14Ab
Biological process (GO): protein dephosphorylation
Source: RefSeq, a predicted model, not a curated record